CCAAGUGGAGGAUGAGGGUCAGUAAUGGGACUCCGGAAGUUGACCCUUUUAAAUGUCGUCAUAUCCGGCGGCAUUACGCGCGUUCUUGUGAGGCAGAGGCAAUCAUGGCAGACGAGAAGCCAAAGGAGAGUGUGAAAACAGAGAAUGACCACAUAAAUCUGAAAGUAGCUGGGCAGGAUGGCUCAGUGGUUCAGUUCAAAAUCAAGCGGCACACACCCCUCAACAAACUGAUGAAAGCAUAUUGUGAGAGACAGGGGCUAACAAUGCGUCAGAUUCGGUUCCGGUUUGAUGGGCAGCCAAUUAAUGAGACUGACACACCAGCUCAGUUGGAAAUGGAGGAUGAGGAUACAAUUGAUGUAUUUCAGCAACAGACUGGGGGCCUGAUGUAAAUAACUACCUCUGCCCUCCAUUACCAUUGUCCUCCUCUCUGUGCCCUGCAUUUUUUUUUUUUUUUUUUUUUUUUAAAUAUAGGCUGACCUCCCUCCAUCUUUCCAAAACAUGCCCACUAAAAUGCACAUCAGCAGAUGAAUGGCAUUUUUAAAAUAUAUUUGUGUAAACGCAUUGAUAUAUUUCAUCAGAUGUGGAUUCCAAGGCUAAAAUGAUUUGAUCAGUCAUCAGAUCUGGUAUAUAGAAUUGUGGUCAGUGUCAGUUCUAAAGUACUGUUUUGUUUGCUUAGAGCCGUUGGACUUUUUAUAUAUAUUUUAUAUAUGUUGAUGUAUUUCUCUUUUGUACUCAGGCUAAUUUUAUUCAGUGAUUGUUGUGAAUUGAAAUGUUGAUAAGAUUUUGUGUUGGAAUAAAACAGUUUUACAAAACCA
Megalobrama amblycephala (Wuchang bream) is the source of this 815-nucleotide messenger RNA. RefSeq names its product small ubiquitin like modifier 2a (gene sumo2a). Bases 12 to 389 code for a protein of 125 amino acids. The transcript has 4 exons. Gene Ontology annotation, cellular component: nucleus. The record is from RefSeq and is a predicted model, not a curated record. Gene Ontology annotation, biological process: protein sumoylation. Gene Ontology annotation, molecular function: protein tag activity; ubiquitin-like protein ligase binding. NCBI's taxonomy places the organism in Eukaryota, Metazoa, Chordata, Actinopteri, Cypriniformes, Xenocyprididae.